Molecule: messenger RNA, 1748 nt
Organism: Echinops telfairi (small Madagascar hedgehog)
Lineage: Eukaryota; Metazoa; Chordata; Mammalia; Afrosoricida; Tenrecidae
Gene: MFSD12
Product: major facilitator superfamily domain containing 12
Exons: 8
Coding region: 1-1299 (432 amino acids)
Biological process (GO): carbohydrate transport
Cellular component (GO): membrane
Molecular function (GO): symporter activity
Source: RefSeq, a predicted model, not a curated record
AUGGGUCCUGGACCCCCGGCGGCCGCGGCGGCCACCCCGCAGGCGCUGCCCCUGGUGGCGCGGCUCAGCUACGCUGUGGGCCACUUCCUCAAUGACCUGUGCGCGUCCAUGUGGUUCACCUACCUGCUGCUCUACCUGCACUCGGUCCGCGCCUACAGCUCUCGCGGCGCCGGCCUGCUGCUGCUGCUCGGCCAGGUGGCCGACGGGCUGUGCACGCCCCUCGUGGGCUACGAGGCCGACCGCGCCGCCGGUUGUGUCCGCUGCGGCCCGCGCAAGGCUUGGCACCUGGUCGGCACCAUCUGCGUCCUGCUGUCCUUCCCCUUCAUCUUCAGCCCGUGCCCGGGCUGCGCGGCCUCCACGCCCGAGUGGGCUGCCCUGCUCUACUACAGCCCCUUCAUCGUCAUCUUCCAGUUCGGCUGGGCCGCCACGCAGAUCGCGCACCUCAGCCUCAUCCCGGAGCUCGUCAGCAACGACCACGAGAAGGUGGAGCUCACCGCUCUCAGGUAUGCCUUCACCGUGGUAGCCAAUAUCACAGUCUAUGGCGCCGCCUGGCUCCUGCUGCACCUGCAGGGCUCCAUCCACGCCAGGUCCAACCAGGAAUUCAGUGACCAGCUGGGUGUCCAGGAUGUACCUGUCUUCCGGAAUCUUUCCUUGCUGGUGGUGGGCAUAGGAGCCAUUUUCUCGCUGCUGUUCCACCUGGGCACCCGGGAGAGGCCCCGACCACGGCUGGAGGGGCACCAGCCACAGCCCGAGGAGCCGAAUGAACAAAGCCCCCUAUUGACCCCCACGGCCCGGCCUGUGCUGCUUUGGAAACACUGGCUUCGGGAACCAGCCUUUUAUCAGGUGGGCCUGCUGUAUAUGAGCACCAGGCUCAUUGUGAACCUGUCCCAGACUUACAUAGCCAUGUACCUCACCUACUCCCUCAACCUGCCAAAGCGGUUCAUCGCGACCAUCCCCCUGGUGAUGUACGUGAGUGGGUUUGCCUCCUCCUUCCUCAUGAAGCCCGUCAACAGAGCCAUCGGGAGGAAUCUGACCUACUUCGCCGGCCUCCUGGUGAUCCUGGCCUUUGCGGCCUGGGUGGCGCUGGCCAGUGGGAUGGGCAUGACCGUGUAUGCAGUGGCUGUGCUGCUGGGCGCCGGCUGCGCCACCAUCCUCAUCACCUCACUGGCCAUGACAGCAGACCUCAUCGGCCCCCACACGCACAGUGGAGCCUUCGUGUAUGGUGCCAUGAGCUUCUCGGACAAGGUGUCCAACGGACUGGCGGUCAUGGCCAUCCAGAGUCUGUCUCCCUGCGCGUAAGUGCCCGCCCUGGUGGCCACCCCUCACUGAAUCUUUCCUGAGCCAGCUCCGCCAUUUCAUCCAUCGUCCAUUCAUCUGUUGCUUCAUCUGUCUGCCCAUGCAUUCACAUGCCCACUCGUCUCUUCACACAUCCAUUCAUGACGUCAUACGUAUCUUCAUAUGUCCAUCCAUGACAUCAUAUGUCUCUUCGUACAUUCAUGAUGUCAUACAUUUCUGCAUAUUCCUUUCUUCAUUCACUUAUUUGUUUCAUCAUCCAGCAGUUCCUUUGUUCUUUGUUCACCAUUUGCUCGUUCGUCAUUAACAAAUUCAUUUGUUCAUCCACCGAUCAAUCCAUCUACUCACUCAGUCAGCCAUCUACCCACUCACCCAUCCACUCACUCGGCCAGCCACCUCCCAUCUACCCACCCACUCCCCCAUCUACCCAUCUAUGCAUCCACCCAUCCAUCUUC